Molecule: messenger RNA, 2073 nt
Organism: Penicillium canariense
Lineage: Eukaryota; Fungi; Ascomycota; Eurotiomycetes; Eurotiales; Aspergillaceae
Product: MFS transporter
Exons: 1
Coding region: 1-2073 (690 amino acids)
Source: RefSeq, a predicted model, not a curated record
AUGAUGUUGAUCCUUACAUUUGCACUGGCAACUUUCGACGUCAUCAUUUCGGUCAUCCGCAUCGCUUUUUUGGAGCAAGCUUUGUUGAAAAAGGCUGUUGAAAAUAGACUCUAUGGAUCCGAAACACCAAUUGCAGACCUUGAUAUAACCUUCAGCGAAUCGCGCGCCUUCAUGUGGUCUGCUGUGGAGGUGAACAUUGGGAUCGUCUGUGCUUGUAUCCUAACGCUCAAGCCGUUGGUGGUGAAAAUAUUCCCUACUAUUUUGGAGGGUUCGAGGAGAAAACAUGACAGUGGGGGCAGAAGUACGAGACCUGAAUCAUGCAGGAUUGAAGGAAUAAGCCCAGCUUCAUUUCGACCGAACUGGAAGAGUGCCGGUCCAUCUUCUAACGGCAUAGGAAACGCCAGUCAUCUCGACCCCUUUAUAUCUUCCUCUGCUGCCUCUUAUGCCAAUAUUGAAGUGGUCGGACGAGGAGUAGAUCGUCUUGCUCCCGGAGGAAAUGCAGACACAGAACAGGCGGCUCCGGUCUAUCACGCGGCUCAGGCCUAUCACGCGGCCCAGCUGGGGCAAGACCUUUACGCCGCCGUCGAACAUGGUGUUUCUGUCAUACACGCUGAUGCUGGGACUGGGCAUGGCCAGGUACCCAACAGUUACGCGCCGGACUUUAUAACAACUCCGGAUAUGAACAACCUAUCAAAUCAUCCUGGAGUAGCGCUCCUACCCCAAAAUCCUGAAGCAGGUCGAAGGUUGUUUAGAUGUGUCCGCGUCCAUCUGCCAUCGAAAUGCAUCAACAAUCUAUCUACCCAAGAAUCAUAUCUCCCUAUUGCGAUAAUAUCGAUCCUGUUCUUCCUCUUACAAUUUCUUCUUACGCUGAUGAACGUCCACAUCGCGGAUAUCUUGCGCGUUCUCAACAUCUCCUCUCGGAGAGUUAUUCAACUCCAAGCCACGUACUACACGGGAUACUUCGUUGGCCCUCUCUUCAUCAGUCGAUUCACCUUUGCAAAAUUCAGCCUGCAUGUGACUUUGCUGACGGGGCUACUUAUCUUUUCUACAGCACCGAUGUUCUUCUGGCCCACUGCAGUUCUCUUAACUAUACCUGGCCUGAUAGUGUCCUACUUUGUCCUGGGAUUGGGAUUUUCUGUGGUGUAUAAUGCAAUUUUUGUUUUCAUAUCGCUUUGCGGCCCCUUCCAAUACGCGGUUCCUCGUUUCUUAUUUCUUCAUGGCGUGGGAAAUCUCGGGGAAUUGCUGUCCUUCAUCCUUGCCUCCCAAUACAUCUUCCCGGAAAAUCCGACGGAAACAACCAUUCUCAACUCGCAGUGGACAUUCUUGGGAGUGACACUUUUUGUGGUCUUUCUCACCGUCACUCUCUACUAUAUCCCUUUACCAGGAGUGUCCUACGAUGACCUGACCCAGAACGCAGAAUAUAUUGCAGGCGUGCGCCAGAUAAUCAUGUCACCGAACAAGGCAUACGUCUGUAAUUGGGAUGUUGUAUACACCACCCUUGCGCUUGGUGUCUUCUCCGCAUUCUGUUAUUCUGGUUUCAACUCUGUUACCGCCUACAUUUUUACGGAUUAUGUGCAAUCCAUGGAUCCGACCCCGGGGCUGAAUGGGCGCCAUAUCUUAUGGAUCGCAGGCGCUGUUCAUGUUAUCAGUCAAUUGGUCGCCGCCUCGAUUUGCUGCUAUGUCAGACCAUCAUGGGUAUUGUUAUCAUGCUGUGUUAUCAACAUCAUCCUGUCGAUUCUCACUCUCACUGUCGAGGGAACCGCCGGCGUUGUGGUGAUUGUGGUCCUGCAAAUCUUUGCGGGUCCCGUAUUCCCACUACUAUUGAGCCUCCCGUUGAGCAGACUCGGACGGUACACUUUUGCAGCAUCUACGUAUCUGACUGCUACCCUAUCAGCGGGCGCACUGUUCGUCCCAGUUACGUACUUUGUGCAAAAACAUCCGAGUGCGAAUCCGAUCCAAUACAGCUUCUCUGUGGCACUUGCUUGUUCAUGUUUCGGCAUCACGAUGCCGUUAUACCUUAAUAUUAGUCGGGCAGCGAGGAAGCAGGUUUUCGUGGAGAAGGUUGAGCGAUAA